Molecule: messenger RNA, 1589 nt
Organism: Seminavis robusta
Lineage: Eukaryota; Bacillariophyta; Bacillariophyceae; Naviculales; Naviculaceae
Source: the annotation of a GenBank genome assembly
UCAUUUUUCAGACUUUUGCUCCUUGCUUGUCCUUGUUUUCUCCCCAAACUAAUGCAAUGUAGAGUUGUCGGUAUCCAUCGGUACCAUUGGCCAGUUCAAACACAGACGCUGCUUGCAACAGAUAGGAGAACAAGAGUAUACCAAUGUGGCUCCACAUGUACAAUGGCGCCCUUCUGGCGGCGAUUGUGAGUGCUGUUCUGCCCCAGACCGUUCACGCAACUACUCUCUGCACGGUCUGUCAAGAUGGAUCCUCCAUUCGCCACCCCGAGGCAUUUGUGGAAGAAACAGAGCAAACCUGUGCUGAAUUGGCAGAAGAAGCAAGCUACUAUUCUGAUCCAGCUUCCUGUCGAUACUACCACAGAUAUGGCAACGAAUGUGGAUGCAACAACAAGCCUCCACCGGAUACCCUUUGCCGCCUGUGCCAAGAUGGUUCGCCCAUUCCAGAUCCAUCCCUCUGGCCCGAUGGGUAUGAUGGAAACUGUGGUGCGCUGCAGAUUGACGCGGCCUGGAACUUGUGGAGCACAUUUGAUGCCGACGAGGAUACGAAAGGCAAGGAAGCAUCAACUUGCGACUACUACCAUCUAGCUGGCACCCACUGUGGCUGCCCCGACAAUGUUCCACCCGCAGACGGAUGCCAACUGUGUCUCGACGGAAGCCCUCCAUUGAUUCCAGACAAAGCCGUGACCCCUGGCAACGCAGCAGAAGCAACUUGCGAGGCUUUUUCCUUCUAUACGCAGUUCAUGCAUACUCAAGGGACGGAAGACUGUACGAAACACCAAUCCGUGGUGGGGUCCUACUGUGGAUGCUCAUCGACUCCCUCCUCGCAAAGAGUCUGUGACUAUUGUCCUCCUGGGCUUGUCACAAGAGAAGGAAUUGUCCCAAAGGUUGAUUUCAAAGCCGGCAACCGUUUGUUCUACUUUCGAGAUGCUGCCUGCAUCAAAGUUGCCAUGCUGGCCGAAGAGUUUGACUUUCCCUGUGACGUCGUCCCGGAUGCCUUUGUCGAGAGCUGUUGUGAACCAGCCACGGGGCUCUUGGAGCCAGAGGUCUUUGUACAAGAAGAGGUCAAGCUCGGGUCCAAGCCGCAAAAACAUUCCGUGGCGGGAGCGAAGGGUAUGCAACAUCUUGACGGUGAAACCAGCCACAAACGAGAAGCAGGGAUGCAAUCUAGUGGGUCAAACGAAAAGUACGACACAUCCUUACCAACAACAGUGAACUGGGACGAUUUUGUGUUCUUGUCGACCUCAGCGGCCUCCUCGAACUUUUUGGAGAUGAGGUCGAAACAUUCCUUUACUUUGAUUUUCACGGUACUCACAGUUGGAUGGCAUUUCGUUUUCGCAUGAAGCAGUGGCACGGGCUCAAAGAGGUGAUACAUUUUCUUGACGAAUCUGAAGGAAUUUGAGGAGGGGUUUGCAAUCUGCGGGGGGCAUGAAGAACAGCUUGAGUUGGAUGGGAUAUCAUAAAGAAAAGCUUGUAGCUAGAAUUGCAGUGCUAUGAAAGUUGCUACAGAUUUUAUCAGAAUACUCGUAGAGGAUGCUCUAGUUCCUUGGCUGCUUCGUAGCGGUAGGGUACCGUAGCGCGAAUGGUCGGUC